Messenger RNA from Colletotrichum acutatum, 1776 nucleotides. RefSeq lists its product as uncharacterized. The record is from RefSeq and is a predicted model, not a curated record. The transcript has 5 exons. Lineage: Eukaryota; Fungi; Ascomycota; Sordariomycetes; Glomerellales; Glomerellaceae. The coding region runs from base 440 to 1498 and encodes 352 amino acids.
AGUAGGAAGGAGGCAGGUGCCUGCCUUCUGGGCGCACCUUCCACUGUCCAUAAAAUCACCAACUUAAGACGGGAGCAGAAUCCACAAUGAUGGAAGGUAUGAACUGGGAGGUGACGAGCUUCUCGUCUACACCUGCCCCAAAGUCACUCACCUCUUCUGCAUCCUCUCUCGCCCACACUUCUUCGUCUUCCACCAGGGCACUUCUCAAAGUAUUUUCCAUUUCUCUUCUCCAUUCCACAUCAGUCCUUUCUCUGGGGGCUCACGAUUUCACAUUUUCCUACCAGUAUUUUGUUCAAAAGACAAACAUUCCCAGGCUGUGGUUUUCCCUGUCAUUGUUUCUUCUUUUCCUCGUCGGAAUCUUCACAGUCAUUCAAUUUCUACUCACAUCUUCAGAAAGCCCACCCUCUACAUCACGAAUCGAAUUAGGCUUCCUUCCAACAUGGCCAUCAUCGAUAGCCUCCCCGCUGUCAGCGUUUCUGUUCGCCUCAAGAAAGCCUACCGAGACGCUGACGAAUACCCCGACCCGUAUCCAUACCAUGAGCAUGAGAGAUACAUGGACGACUACGAGCAGUGUGCCCGCAACUACAUUGAGAGUAGGGAAGGCACCGAGUUCUCAGUACACGUCAAUGUCUUGGACGAUGCCACCAUUGAUCCCUGGGUCCAUCACGACGAAGGUUUGGUUUUCCUUCUCUUCCUCGACGGCCACUUCAUGGGAAAGCGAUUCUGCUACGAUGAUGACUUCAAACAUGGAGGCUGGCACUUUGCCUUCAAAGGCAAGAGACAUCCCAACCGGGAUAGAACUGCCAUGGUUGAGAGUAACUUCAAGUUCCAGACGAUUACUGCAGUUGACCAAGACGCUACUGAUGGCGAAUUGAGACGUGCCAAAGAUCUUGGCACAAUCGAGAUGCGCGUCAGACUUGCCAGGUUCGCUGGCGGUCCACGCCGUAACAGACGUGUCAAUUUGGAGAGACCGUUCCGCGAGCCGGAGUACAACAAGUGCGAGAUCUCAGAGGAAGCUAUCAAGGGCCGACCUAUCUAUCAUGCCACUUCCUUCACCCCACCGGUGAACAAGAGUCUACGGCCUCCCAGCUUUGCCCAUCGAGGAGCGAUAGAGCGGAUUCGCACUGGUCCUCUCUUUGCGACCUACACAUUCAAGUAUCGCUCGCGAGAUGCGCUGAAGAUUGAGGAGAUCCUUCACCAGACCCCCAGCCCUGAGCCUGCCCCAGAGCCUUUUUCCCGUCAGCAACAGGCCUACUUGGGAAAAUCGAGCCUUCCUAGAUUCGAGGACCUUCAUGAAGACGAGGUCGAGCGUCUUGCUCGAGAGAGACACCAACAGCUUCAAGCUGAGCAAGCGCAGCCUUCGGCUCAGAAGAAUAAACGGAGCUAUGACGACUUCUGUGAUCUUACGGAUGGCGCUUAUGAGCAGUUGGCCCGUCCUUACAAGAUCAUCAAGCUGGGAAAUGGCCAUGACGCUAUUGAUCUCACGGGCAGCUACUAGAGAUGUAGGCCAGGAGAUCGUGCGUUUGUUGUAAAGACGGAACCAUCACAGAACGGAGGUCACUGGAAGAGUCUUGUUCGUCAAAUCAAGCCUUUGUCGGGGUGGUGAAUUCACAGGCCGAAGUUCACUGUAGUGAAUGGAGGCCCCCAAAUGAAGACAGUUCGUACGAGGGAGAUUGUUUGGUUGAAAGGAAGUUGACAUUGCUUUGAUAGAAGACUUGGUUCGAGGGACCAGGUGGAGGAGCAGUGGAACUCUCAUCAGAAAGCUCGCUCCCGGAC